CUGGAUCCAACAGAACGGGCGCGUGGUGCAGCUCCUACCCUACUUUACUUCAAGCCACCUCCUUCUGCCUUCUUUUCUCUCACCGACUCUUCAACUCCUCUCUCAAUCUUUCUUCUCAACUACCACUUUUCAACGCGUCUCCCUUUUGCAAACUCACAUCACAAUGGUCAAAGCCGUAGUAGCCGGAGCCGCUGGAGGCAUUGGACAGCCCCUCUCUCUGCUCCUCAAGUCCUGCCAACACGUCACUGAGCUCGCCCUAUACGAUGUCGUCAACACACCAGGUGUCGCUGCCGAUCUCUCGCACAUCUCGACCCCAGCAGCUGUCACAGGUUUCCUGCCAAAGGAGGACGGUAUGCAAAAGGCCCUCACCGGCGCUGAUGUCGUUGUCAUCCCUGCUGGUAUUCCCCGCAAGCCGGGUAUGACCCGUGAUGAUCUCUUCAAGAUCAACGCCGGUAUCGUUCAGGGCCUCAUCGAGGGUGUUGCCAAGUACUGCCCCAAGGCGUUCGUACUCGUCAUCUCCAACCCCGUCAACUCGACCGUUCCCAUUGCCGCCGAGGUCCUCAAGAAGGCAGGCGUCUUCGACCCCAAGAGGCUCUUCGGUGUCACCACCCUUGAUGUCGUCCGCGCUGAGACCUUUGUCGCUGAGAUCACCGGCGAGAAGAACCCCGGCAACCUGAACAUCCCCGUCAUUGGCGGUCACUCCGGCGAGACCAUCGUACCUCUGUUCAGCCAGUCAAAGCCGAGCGUAAACAUCCCGGCUGACAAGAUGGAGGAUCUUGUCAAGCGCGUGCAAUUCGGUGGUGACGAGGUUGUUAAGGCAAAGGAGGGCGCUGGAUCCGCUACUCUUUCCAUGGCCUACGCCGGAUACCGCUUCGCAGAGAAGGUCAUCAAGGCCUCCAAGGGCGAGAAGGGCAUUGUAGAGCCCAGCUACGUCUACCUCCCUGGUGUUGAGGGCGGAGAUGCUAUCUCCAAGGCCACUGGUCUUGAUUUCUUCUCCGUGCCUAUCGAGCUUGGCCCCAACGGUGCCGAGAAGGCCAUCGAUGUUGUCAGCAGCGCCAACGACCAAGAGAAGAAGCUUCUCCAGGCCUGCUACGACGGCCUGAAGGGCAACAUCAGCAAGGGCGUCGAGUUCGUUGCGAACCCUCCUGCUAAGUGAGUGUACCCGGAUGUCGGUACAGCUCCUACACAAACUCACAUGCGCCUGUCUGUAGAUAGACUAUGAGCCGCCAUGGUGGGCAUGAGAGAUGACACUACGAGAACGUGCCUUGGGAUGUGCAUGAAUCUAUGCCGAUCUGAGCUAAAAUAUCAAUGUUCACACGACACAACAUAAUGACCCGUUACAAGUGAACUGCAUCGUUGUCAUCUUCGCUUUCAUGUAUGUACUAAGUUGCGUCGAAAGAUGUAUCGUUUCUAGAAUAUUCAGACUCGGUUACAAAUCGAGUGACAGACUAAUGUAACUCCGGCCUGGUGGAAUUGUGCUAUUUAGUUA
This is a messenger RNA of Alternaria rosae, 1489 nucleotides long. Its product is annotated as malate dehydrogenase-like protein. The record is from RefSeq and is a predicted model, not a curated record. Bases 164 to 1156 code for a protein of 330 amino acids. Gene Ontology annotation, molecular function: L-malate dehydrogenase (NAD+) activity. Gene Ontology annotation, cellular component: cytoplasm. The transcript is spliced from 5 exons. NCBI's taxonomy places the organism in Eukaryota, Fungi, Ascomycota, Dothideomycetes, Pleosporales, Pleosporaceae. Gene Ontology annotation, biological process: tricarboxylic acid cycle; malate metabolic process.